AAAAAAAGAAGAAAGAGACAAAUUCCUUAUUCGAAAUUCUUUAUCAUAAUUCUCUCAUUCCUCUCUGGAAAAUUGAUUGAAAUAAUUCAGGGAUUAGAAAGUAAUAAGUGAUGAAUAUCCGGUCAAUUUUUUUGUUUUUAACUUUUCAUCUAUAUGAGGUAACAUAAAUAAAAUAAAAAUUUACGUAUUAAAAAAACCCGGACAAUUAAAAAAUAUUUUAAAUUGUUUAUUCAUUUUUUUUUUAUUCCGCCGGAAAUUUAAAUAUAAAAUAAAAUAAUACAAACCCCUUAUACCUUAUGUAAUUACAACAAAAGAAAUGUCGCACGAUUGUGUCACAAAAAAUAUGUAUGUAUUAAGAAAAUAAAAUUCAAUAUUUAACAAAUUUUAACGUAUAUAUAUUAUAGAUAAAAUAAUUUUUUUCUUAAUUCUUUGCAACGAUUAAUUAAAAUUUUUUAUUUAAAAAUAACCUAUAGCGCGAUACCCUUGAUUCUGUUAAAAUUCUGGAGAAAAGAGGGAAAAAAAAUUAUAUAUUUUGUAUAUAAAAGAAAAAAAAAUUAUGAAUCCAAGAUCCAGUUUAGGAAUAUUCGUUAUAUCAUUGAUCAUUCUUUUCUUAUCGCUUACAAAAUCCAUUAUCUGCAAGGAUAAAAAAUUCACAAAUCCGAAAACCGAUAAAAUUCUUUUACGCAACUUGGAUGUAAACCGCAUUGAAAUCGGCAAAUGUCGCUCUCAUUGUUUGAAUCAGCUUUCUACUAGCAUUGGCAACGACUCACAUCAUGACAAUAUGAUGAUGUGCUGGGAUUUUUGUGAAAUGUUAUAUAUUCAACCAAUAUGGAAAAACGUUUGCAUAGAAUCAUCUAUUUGUUUUUCUGGUUGCCACACAUCUUGUGAUUUCGUAUCAAAACACACUAAAUUAAAUCCGUUAAAAUUUAUCGAUGGACGGAAUUAUAAAAAUGGCGCGUUAAAAAUUGAAUUCGAAUCUAAGAAAUAUUCUCACAAUAAUUCGCAGUGCCUUCAUUGGAAUCUUAUAGAGGAAUCAGCAAAAUCCAUAGUGUACAUCGUGUUUCGGAAAAAUUUCCGGAAAUGGGAAGAAGUAGAACAGACAACUUUAAAUGAGUAUUGCGAAAAGGGAGACACAAAGGACACGAAUCCCAAGUACUUAGUUGUAGCGGUAACAGAGACCGAUAUAUUAGCCUUGGAUAUCAAUCGUUAUAAAUUCGAUGAAACGUCAUUAUCUAACGUGAUCGAAAAUGAUGACAACCAUUAUAUCUCAAAAUUGAUAGAUGACAGCUUAAAGAUCGAGAUAUCUACUAAACGUAAGAGAAGUGCGCCUAGAAGAUACGAGAACACAUUACCGAACACCGAUAUCAAUAUAAAAUGCCUAAAAAGAAAUAUAAUAAUGGAGACAUUCGUUAUCGUGUUUUUAACGAUGUCGCUGAUCAUUGUAACUUUCUAUAUUUGGGUAUUGGUAAGGCACAAAGAACCGAACGUUAAUGUUAUAAUUUCUCAACCUCCAGUCAAUUUUAAAAACGGAUUGAACGAAUCUACGAAAGAACAUAUUACGAACGCCCGCAAAUUUGUCAAACUAACUCAUAUUUUAACGCUGAAUCUUAUUGACAAGAUGUCGCUCAAAAAUUAUGUUAGCAGGUUACGAACUUCUAAAUCGACAAAACCUUUUUACGUUUAAAAAUAGAAAGAAAACAAUAUUACACGCGUAAAAUUUUAGGUUUAUGAUAUCCCUAAAAAAAAUCAGUCAUUUUUUAAUUUGAAAGUUGAAAAAGCGAUUAGAGCUGUAAUUCCUAAACUUCAUCCGACAAACAAAUUAAUCCCCCACCAUGCACUUCACGUCAAGACAAAUCCCAAAUGAUCUUACUUAUAAAAACAUUUUUAAUUUAUUCGCCAUUUUUUAAUGAAUGGGGUUUUAGCGCGAAACAAAAUGAUGUCGUUUAUUUUUGAUAAAUUAUAAUUUGUUAUUUAUUUAUAAAUAUAUAUUAUUUACCAAUAAAUUAUUCACAACAACAAAUAA
Messenger RNA from Gordionus sp. m RMFG-2023, 2023 nucleotides. RefSeq lists its product as uncharacterized. The coding region runs from base 557 to 1684 and encodes 375 amino acids. The record is from RefSeq and is a predicted model, not a curated record. NCBI's taxonomy places the organism in Eukaryota, Metazoa, Nematomorpha, Gordioida, Chordodea, Parachordodidae. The transcript is spliced from 5 exons.